AGAAAAAAGACAUAACAAUAUCGUGAUCGUUAAAAACUUUGAAAGCCGUUCCGUAAAAACAAAACAAAACCAUCCAGUGAAAUUCCAUAUUUGCAUGUUGUGUUCCGUGAGAAACGAAGCUUUUAUUUCCCGCACAGGAAUCUGCCAUCAGAUAUAGAUAUACGAAGGAAUCAUCGCAGUUCGUGUUUUCUUUUGGAGCCGUUGUCACCGGUUGCGGUAAACAAGCGACUGGAGGACAGAGUCGAAAUAGCUGACGAUGUGAAAUUUAAACCACCGUGGAAUGGAUAAAGAACCGCCCGAUCAGCUGAUGAAAAAUUGUGUUUGGAAUCAUCUGGUGACUGGAUUAUAGCUGACUGGACUGCCACCGCAGUGGAUUCACAAGAGUCGGAUGCUGAAACGCCGUACUUUCUCGCUGGCAAGGAUCGGCGUAUGGCCGUCCAAGCAUCAUGAAUCAAGUUCCACUCGUUUGUCGAUUGGUGCUGCCAUGAAACACUCACGAGGUGGAAGAAGCUCUCGUCUCUCGCUCAUGUUGUUUGUUUUCAUCGUUUUGAACUCGGCCUGGAUCAUGACUGCUGGAGCUGCUCCAGUCACAGCCGCAUCCAGCCACACUGGAAACGGUGCCGCUUCGCGCACUUCGCUAAGUCGAUGUCCUGCCAUCUUCAACCCAAUGGUUGCAAAUAUAAAUACCGCUAAUGUUGGCAGCUCCGCUAAAAGUGGCCUCAUUGGCCGAUCGAAAACAACAGAAUCAUCGUCGUCGCCAUCGUGCCGCUACUUCCUCAAAAAGCGUUUUGGAACGUUGACGACGCCGGGCUUUCCAUCAGCAUUUCCCGUGCCAUUCAUCUGCAGCUGGAUUAUCGACGCGACGGGCUUCGAGCCGGACUCGUUCAUCACUCUCUACCUGACACAGAUGUACCUCACGCGCGGCGUCACAGCCGUCCAGUACUCGUUCCGCAACGAGACUGUCGCCGUCGGCCGCAAAGUCCUGGACGAGCUGCACACGCUCCGCCCGCGCCCUUACUCCGUCUACCGGAUCAAAGCUCGAUACCUCGAAGUUCUGGUGAACCUCCACGAGUUGGUCAACGCCAACCUGCGCGUCGAACGCCGGCUGAUGGACGUCUACGGCUUCAACAUCACCUACGAAAUUCAGCCGAACGGCUCGCGCAUCCGCUCCGACACUUGCAACGCCGUCAAUUGCACUUUCAACGGCCACUGCUACGCCAAUCAGAACUACAGCCAAUUUCAAUGUUCUUGCCUACCGGAUUUCUCCGGCAAAUACUGUCAACACGGCCCGGAAUGUAAUCCUGAAAAGGGCAUCAAUGUGUGCAAAAACGAAGGCGUUUGCGGGUACCGUACCGGUUUGACGGUCGUUCGUUGCAGCUGCCCGCCAAAUUACAAUGGGAGCCUGUGCGAGUUCCGGCGCGAAUUCAUUCCCGCCAAAGAGUGCCUUUCCAAGUUCCGGUUGAAUUGCAGCCACCAUUGUGUUAUAACGGACAAGGGUAAAGCCGCUUGCCGCUGCCCGCAACAUCAGGCCUUGAGAUCCGAUAAUUUGACGUGCUACCCGUUGGUGCCGCUGAGAAUUUUGGGACAUGUCGAACUGGAUAGACCGUCUUCAUUCAAUGACACCCGCUUGGUAGAUUCUGUUACAUCCGCGUUAAGGAAAAUGGCCGAAGAAUUCACUGCAUUUCUCUUGGUGGUCGGUUCCGUAAAUCUCGCUGAACCCAAUUCCAACCGGCUGCAGUUCAUUCUUUGGAAUUCUGAAAAAUACAAUAUGAGCUGGUCAAAUGUAGCCCAACAGCACGGACCGAUGACGGCGGCUGUUAGAAGCGGAGCCGUCGCUUCGAUUCCAAACCGAUCGGCUACCGGAUUUGGAUUUCCUUGGAUUGGCGGCAGGAAAAGGUUGCCACGCAGUGUAGCACCGUUCACUUAUAUCCCACAACAGUGGAAUAACUCCUACACGUCCUUCGUCCAUCAAAUCAACUCCCGGAUAUGGAAGGUGCAGGGUGAAUCAAUCGUCAUUCGAAACAUCAGUAUCGUCCAAGUUCCGGCUUUAAUUAUCGAGUGGGUUAAAUUGGAUGUUAAAGGCCAGGUGCGUGAAGGCUAUCCCUUCACGGUGGCGUGCAACGCUAACGGUUCGGGCAAGAAAGAUUUGAAGAUGGGCUGGUAUAAGGAUGGCCACCGGAUAGAUGAUUCGUUUGCACUCCUACGCAACGUGUCCAUUUUUGUUCACCAACAACAGGACUUGCGUGGAUUUUUCACGCUCUACUUGGAAGUGAAACAAGCAUCGUUAUUCGACCGUGGUGAAUUUGAAUGUCGGGCCAAGGAUUGGGGACAGACUGCCCGCAAGAGUGUCUUUCUCGACGUCAUUACGCCACCGAUUCUCGAUCUGAUGCCCAUCAAUCCGGUUGUUCUUCCGGGUACGGCAGUGAAUUUGACGUGCCGGGACGAAAACCAUCUGGCGCGACGUACAACCACCAAGUAUGUCUGGUUGAAAAAUGGCCAGCCCAUUGAAUCGUCGUGCGAAGAAAUCAUCGAAGACUUGACACCAGUCGGCAGUUUGUUGAAAAUCACCUCGAUCCAGCUUAGCACCAAUUACACAUGCCGAGGGGAAAAUGGAACGAAGGUUGUCAACAAGACGACGCAAAUUUUUGUCGCUAGUCAAGAAAGAUCCUGUCCCCAACAGAAAAGCCGUGGUGUUGAAUGGCUUAGGACGGCUGUUGACAUCACCAAUUACCAGUUCUGCCCUGCUGGAUAUGUCGGUGUGGCUAAAAGACAUUGCUUUGCUGUAAAAGAGUUGCCGGGCGACGAUGGAGAGGCGCUUCCAGCAAUGCGGCUUUUCUGGAGUUGGGGAGAACCAGAUUUCUCCAAUUGCAGCGAUCGUAAUCUUACCGAAAUAUACCGACAGCUGAAGUUGAUCACUUUGGGCUAUAUCGUCACUGACGUCCCAUCCAUCAUUAAUAAGUUCGCCGAUUUCAUCGAAUCGAAAUUGAAAAGUAUUGCAAAAUCCAAUCGAAACGCCAACGCGAAAAAGUCACAAAACGAAGAUACCGCCCCAUCUUAUCUACCUGGCGAAGGGAACGCGUUACUGGAAAUAGCCAUGAGUCUCGAGGCUUUUCUUUGGAGAAGGACGGCAGUCUUACCUCAGGCUUUCUGGAAUUCGACUGCUGUUCGUUAUUUAUACGCGCUCGACGCUCUAUUGUCCAUGCCGCAAGACAUUUUCGGUUUGGAUAGUUCAUUGCCGAUCCUGCGUUUCAUUCAGAAUCACCUAGAUCUUCUGAGCAUCAGUCCUAAAGGCGGAGAUCUUCUUGGCAGUAUUCAAUCGCAUUUACUGGAGAACAGCGAUUUUGACGUUGAUUGUGAUAGGAAACAGUUCAAGUACAAACGACUUUUGCCAGUAUCGCCAAGCCAAACAGAAUUCAAAAAUCUCAGACAACUGGCACCAGCCCAGUUCUUUCUCAAUAAAUCAAACGGGCACAACAUUUCGAUUGAUUUCCAUUCGAUAGAACAACUGCAAAUCAAAGGAGGUGAAUAUCUUUGUGCCCUGUUGCAACUCCAACCAACAAACCAUUCCCAAGGAUGGGACAUGCAUUCUUGUUCCAUCGAACGGUUGUCCGAUCCGGCUGCCUUCCGUUGCCAUUGCCGCCAUCAGGGUACUGUCGUGCUACUCUACGCCGUAAGGAACAAUGAGCAGAGAGAAAAUUCAGCAUUCGGCUUGUGGAAAGUCGUUUACUUUGCAGAUUCAGUUAGCAUUUUAGUCGUCGUUUUUGGUCUCGUGACUUUAUGUGCAAUGUGGUACCAACGGCGUUGCGUGUGGUUAUGGUUUCAAAUCCAAGUGGGAGUCUCACUUUUGCCGCCAUCGUCCAUUUAUGUCCUGCAAACUAAUGUUACCGUUGCCAAUCCGUUCUGGACUAUCCUACUAACUGCAGCGACGUAUCAAUAUGCAGCCACCGUUUGGGCCAUGAUUAUGUACUUGAAGAUGAGUGUUAAUAAGGGUCCCUUAGAACAGGCGAUGGCGGGUAAACUGAGCCAGAGUAAUCUCAGACUGGUUGGUUUAUCGUUAGGCGUUCCGUUGACGUUAUCAGGGGUCCAGACUCUCAUAGAGGAAUUCUCAGUUGGCCCACCGUUCACCAGCUGGAUUUCCCAGCUCACCUCUUUCUCUGGGAUCUUUUUCUCGUUGGUUUAUUGUACUUUGUUUGUCACCAUCCUAUCGCUUUACGUCACGCUAACAAGGGAAACGGAUAAUUCGGCUGAAAAGUCCAACACUUUCACAAAGGACGGCCAUAACGUGAUGGGCAAUAAUAUUCGAUACAGCCAUUGUUGUCCGAUGCUUGCUCUGCUGGGUGUAAUGGUCACUGGAUCCAUGUUAUGUCGCUUCCACUGGUUGUCACUUGGCAUCCACUGUGUCGCCGCGUUUUUUCAUCUGGUAGCUGUCUUUUUGGCGAUCGCUGUGAUAUUUACUUUUAGCGGUGCAAACGAUGUCCGCGUUUAUUGGUGUUUUUGGCGUCGGAGUAAAUUGCCCGAAGGUGAUACAGUAAGCGAGUUGUUAAACGCAACAACGAUGGUCGAGAGCCCACAACGGAAAAGCUUGUUGUCGACAGAGCAACAUCCAUCAGAAGGACUAGAGGUUCCCAACCGGACAAGGCGGACAAGUCGGCCUAGCUUGGAUGGUACACCUUUUCCCGUUCCUAAUGGAACAAGAAGAUUUUACCGUUCCGGUCCAGCUUCGUCGCCAUUGCUUCAGAGAGCUGGUCUAGGUCCCGACGUGAUGCGAGCGUUUAGCCAGGAACAAGAAGCUGCCCAACAAUUGCUUGGCAAUGCUUCAACAGGCCGUCAAUCUGACAUUUCACCCUCAGAGGCAAUCACAGGACAUGGAGAUCUGACAAAAUCCAAUAGGGAUCGAAUAAACUCCACUACAAUUUCGGAGGGAAUGCAGCCAGACGACCUGGAUUCAGGAUUCGGACCCAGUGGCGGAGGAGGAAGUCAGAAAUUUUAUGGAUUAGAUAAAUUCUCCGACGCUUGGAAGUUCCUUGGCAGGAUUCGAUGGAGGCUACCGCAAUUCGGAUUCAGUUCAAACGGCAGCAUUAGCGGUGGAGGCUCAUUCCGCUCGCGACAAAGCACGAUGAGUAGCGCAACAACGGCCGAUUUUGGUGGUGAACGAGGUGGUAGCGUGACAACAGAAGAGACGGAAAUUCCAAUUCGGGAAGCUGAAGACCUCGAAUCCCUGAUGGCUCCCUACAGACUGCGACGGUCAAGAACGCGCUGGUCUGAAGACUAUGGCCGAGAAAAUGAGCUUGAUUCCAGCGAAGUCAGUAAUCUUACUUUAAAAGCCAAGCCCUUUAGGGGCCGCUGCUUCAUUCGUUGUUCGCCGGAAAAGAACGGUUCCAAUGUCCUCUGGAGCCAUCGCUGUCAGGAAGCUGACGCGACCAACAGACCAACAAGGUGGAUGCCUUUACAACACACAUGUUGCGAACGUUGCUGGCACAAUCCGGAAACUCCAAUUUGCGAACUCUGUCUUGCCGAUAGUACUCCGACCCAGCUUCGAUCGGGAACUUUACUCGUCCGAGCCGUUGUCGAGAAUCCUCCCAAACUGCCUAAUAAAGAUGUAUGCGAGUACUUGGAAAUGGACCCCGCUGGAAGCCUGGCAAUUGAUCAGCAACGCGCUAAACGGAUACAAGUCUACUACAAUACGACUAUCGAACCAGUGCCCCGAACUAAAAACAGUGAUGAAUCAAACAGUACCAAUAAAGAUAAGAUGAUUGGCUCGACUUCUUUCAUCAAAUCUGCUUGCGCCUCGCCUUGUUUGUCGCGCCAAAAGAAAAUCAUCAGCGGGCGAAUCAUGAAGAAAUAUCGACUCUCGUUGCGCAACGUUGUGCAUUCCACCCAGCAGCAACUACAGCAACGGAAAGUGAAUGAAUCGGGAUCGACCGAUUUUCCAGCAGAACGUCUCACACUAAGGGACCAAAUAGUUAGCGAUGCCCACGCCCCGCCUACUGAAAACUGAGUCCAAGUCGUACUGCGUUAACGAAGUGAAUUCAUAAACUAUGCUACCUGAUUCUCCCUCUUGAGGACCAUUUAAAAACAUCGAAUAGUAGUGAUGUGUUACAAGACGUUCGUCUGCAUACAACGUGCCCUAACAUUGCGGCGGAAAGAGUGACACAAAAAUGUGGAUUGAUCAAAUGCAGCAGUAUGGACGACGAUUAUUCAAAGCUUCUAGUCAACGCUUUCAGAAAACCAGUAAUUGCCUCGUAAACUAACAUGUACUUCAAUCCAAAUGAAAAAUCGACCAAGUACCAAAGACUCACCCCAUCCCACCUGUUCGCUUAAAGUUAGUGGUAUUCAUUUAAACAACUCCGUUAUUACUGGUGUCUCUCAUUUUUUCAUUUAUCUACGACCUUUCUGUCAUUCUACCUCCGGAUACAUCCGCAAUCGUUGAGUACCAGUGCUUUGUAUGUUUCAUUUGAAUCUUUUUGGAUGUCGAUGUUUUCGAUGAGCUCUUUUGAUCGUUCAAAAGUCUGGGUCACACAUUCCGUCGUGCCGCUUUUCAGUCCACAUGACCAGAUCGGCUUUUACUUGCAUAUCAACGUACUUAUUAGUUUUUGUGACGGCAGCUCAAAUUAGUUCGCACCUCUGUUUUGUUUUUGGCUUUGACGGCUAUUAUAUUCCUCAAUAGCGUGAUCCUCAAUGGCUUUGCUGCAAAUAUUGUCAUGGGGUUGUUGGCUUUACCCAGUGGGUGCACAAAAAGAGCGAAGCGAUAUGAACGAAGUAAAUGAAGGGACGAUUGAAGAAAAGGUAGAAGUAGUCCUGUUGCGGUAAGCGCUUUUGUGUUGAGCUGUUUGGGUUUUUUUGUUUUUGUUAUUUGCGUUUCGCAUUGUACAUAAUUGAAACCGUCGAUAUUUAUUUAUUCGAAGAAGGGCUAGUAGUUUUAGCUUCUUGCGCUGAAGCUAAUGCUCUUCCUUUCCAUGUAGCAGUGGCUGAAGAGGUAUGGAGCCCCACCUUCCUCUUAAUUAAGACGCUCAAUUCGUUUGGGUACCUUGACAACGUUUGUUUUUAAAAACAAGCAGCCGUUCAUAAUUGGAAGUUUAAAUGCAAGAUUCAACUCAAUAUGCAGUAUAAAUAAUAUACAUGGAGCUUAGCUUAUGUUUUGUGGCGAGUAUUCCGCGCUCUUGAUUGUCAAUGUAAUUGUCAAAAUGAAAUGCUUGUGUGGCGACUCGCAAGAAAUAGACUUGUGUAUUUUUCUUGCAA
This is a messenger RNA of Daphnia carinata, 7239 nucleotides long. RefSeq lists its product as uncharacterized. Gene Ontology annotation, cellular component: membrane. The record is from RefSeq and is a predicted model, not a curated record. Lineage: Eukaryota; Metazoa; Arthropoda; Branchiopoda; Diplostraca; Daphniidae. Gene Ontology annotation, molecular function: G protein-coupled receptor activity. The transcript has 23 exons. The coding region runs from base 389 to 5998 and encodes 1869 amino acids.